AUGUCCCACUCGCAUACCCAUGCCCCCGGCGAGGAGCACUCCCACUCACAUGGCCCCCAGCAGCCCCAGCCCCAGCCCCAGAUGCCCCAGCCAGACCCCGCCAUGCAAGCCCUCAUCGACCAGGACUAUAUUCCUUCCCCACUCACCCUCUCCGCAGACAACGCCAACGCUCUUUGCAGUGCCCACAAGCUCGAAAAGUGUGAUGACUGCAAUGUCGACUUUAUCAAUGUGAACCGUCUUUCGCGGCUGCUCGUCGCCAACCCCAACCUGCUCUGCCCGCCACCCAGCAAUAUCGUCUCGCAGAAGCUCACACAGAUGGUCGUGUCGACCAAGGAUGAGGGAAAUGUUCUGUUCAAAGCUGGCAACGCCCUCCAGGCAGUCGCUAAAUAUACCACCGCCGCGUCGCUUGCCGUCCAGCGUCCGCCUUGGGAGGACAACCGAUUUAUGCGGGAAGAACUCUCCACCGCCAUCUCUAAUCGCUCGGCGGCUUACUUUGAUCUCCACGACUACAUCUCCGCUCUCGCCGACGCAGAGACUGUUAUUUCUAUCCGACGCAAUUGGAGCAAGGGUCAUUUCCGAAAAGCAAAAGCUCUGCUGGGCCUUGGUCGCUACCGCGAAGCUGCCGAUGCGGUCCGUCUAGGAUUAGAUUUUGAGCCAACAAGCAAUGAACUACUCUCUUUUCUGGCCGACAUUGAGCGCGUCGAAAAGAGAAUGGAUGAAAAGAAGUUAGAGGCCAGACAAGCAAAAACCGAGCCUCUACCAACGCUGCUGAAACGAAGCGCCCUCAAAGAUGCGUCUAAAAAUAGAAUGGCUUGGACAAUAGGGGAGGUCAGAGUGGACGAUUCGGAGGCGAUUCGCGAACGAUUCAGGUCAGGAUUCAAGACCGAUUCUGACGCAGAAAUUUGCUUCCGAAGCGCGAUUCACUCUGACCCCCCCAUUUCAAAACUUCGAUUCACCUUCGAUUCAGUAGGCGAUUCACGGUAG
Molecule: messenger RNA, 984 nt
Organism: Psilocybe cubensis
Lineage: Eukaryota; Fungi; Basidiomycota; Agaricomycetes; Agaricales; Agrocybaceae
Exons: 4
Coding region: 1-984 (327 amino acids)
Molecular function (GO): Hsp90 protein binding
Source: RefSeq, a predicted model, not a curated record